CCCUAUCCCACAACGGAGCUCAUUCAUUUCGUACAACUGUUUCGGUAAACAUCUCGUUUGUAAAAGUUCCAAAAAUGAAACAAUAGAAAAAUUUCCCAAAAUUUAAAGCCAAGGAAAAAACUUUAAGAUAUUUCUUCGGCACAAAAAAAAAGAACACACCGAAGAGUUUGCCCACCGCUUGCAGUUGAAGGAAGCUCCUACCUCCAUCAUGACUAUGAUCGUUUGCAAGUUCGAUCCCUUCUAUGUGGGACCCUGCCCACCCGGCUGUUGCGCGGGACCCUGUGGACCUUGUGGACCUUGUGGACCCUGUGGACCCUGUGGACCCUGUGGACCUUGUGGUCCCUGUUGCGGCCCAUGCGGUGGCUGCUGCAGCUCUUGUCCCUGCGGCUGGUGAUGAGCUUGCUGGGAUCAUUAGGAACCUGAAGAUUACUGCCGAAGAAAUAUGUUGCUGUUUGAAAAUUUAAACCUUGGCGAGGUUACAUCAAUCAAUCCAUGUAAUACCCAAAUGCAAUAAAACGCAUCUUCAUUCAAAAAA
Molecule: messenger RNA, 535 nt
Organism: Drosophila guanche
Lineage: Eukaryota; Metazoa; Arthropoda; Insecta; Diptera; Drosophilidae
Product: male-specific sperm protein Mst84Db
Exons: 2
Coding region: 209-394 (61 amino acids)
Source: RefSeq, a predicted model, not a curated record